AUGCUAAGAUAUCUAUUAUUGCUUAUCAUUCCCGUCAUAUCAAAAAUCAAAUUGGGUCUUCAUUCUGAUACAAAAAAAACCGGAUCAAGCAGAAUCCUAGAAAUUCCACUUAAGAAUUCUAACAAUGUAAUCAUAAAUUAGGAAGCCUAUUCAAUUGCCUUAUCUAUUGGAACUCCACCACAGCAUUUCGAAUUGCUGCUAAGUACGGGUAAUAGCUCAGUAAGAGUAAUAUAGUUGAGUUGAAUUGUAUCUUCUACUUGCUUCAAUUGCAGAAUGCCUGUAAAUGCCUAUGAUAUCAAUAAAUCUACAUCAUACACUAGCCAAGGAAUUCUAGGCACUUUGGAUGUAAGCCUUAUAUAGAAUGGCUACAGCACUUUUACAACUUUAUUGAGCACAGAUAAUUUCAAAUUUGAAGAUUCUAGUGAAUCUGUUCAAUAUUUUUGGUUAUUUACGCAAAACUUAAAUUACCCUGGACAAAUAAUCGAGGGAGUACUCGAUUUAGGACUUAAUAAUUUAGGAUAUCCACUUUUAUUGAGGAAUUGUAUUAUGAUAGAAUUAUAG
Molecule: messenger RNA, 561 nt
Organism: Blepharisma stoltei
Lineage: Eukaryota; Ciliophora; Heterotrichea; Heterotrichida; Blepharismidae
Source: the annotation of a GenBank genome assembly